Gregarina niphandrodes is the source of this 546-nucleotide messenger RNA. RefSeq lists its product as hypothetical. The annotation marks the transcript as partial. The record is from RefSeq and is a predicted model, not a curated record. Gene Ontology annotation, molecular function: protein binding. Lineage: Eukaryota; Apicomplexa; Conoidasida; Eugregarinorida; Gregarinidae. The transcript has a single exon.
AGGACCUGCGCCGCUGAGGAACAGACACUUCUCGACCGCAUCUCCGUCCUCGACAAGUCAGAGGCACUCAUCACACACGCUAACGUCGAGUGGAUGCUUAACUCAGUAAUUCAGCCCCGCUCCCCUGCCCCCCAGUCUCUUCUGUCUCCUGCCCCCCAGUAUCACCCCCCUUGCCCCCCGCCCGCUAGUCAUGCUCGUGCCGUGUGUCUGAUUGCGUUAACGUUUGUGGUGUUUCAGCUGACGGCGAACGUGCGACCGCAAACUGUUUGUAUGGUCCAGUGGGACUGGCGGCACUACUGGCAGCCCCGCGACCCAACGAGGUCGGGCGCCCGAUUCCUGGACGUGGUCAAGGGAGAACGCGUCUGGGUCCUGCGUCUCUCGCCCGACUCCGGGUGGGUUGAGGUGCGCAAACUGGACGACUGGGAUGACCGCACUUCCGUUGGCUGGGUACCCAUCACUAACUUGAUUUCACCACAGGAGGUCGUCGAGAAUCUCAUCCUUCUCGACAACGUCUCGUCCCUAGCCACCAUGGCGGCUAGUUACUAG